AUGGGCCUGCUCGGCGCAUUGAUCAGGGGCCGCGGUGGCCGCCGACGUCGGGGCCGCGGCAACGGAGGGGCAGCUUGCCUGGCCAGCGCCGCCGCCGAGUGGGUCGCGCGCCCGCUCGCCGCGCACAAGCGCGACGACGGCCUCGAGGACGACGCCGAGGCGCCGCUUCCUCGGGCACGCCGCCGCAUCUGCGAGCCCUGCCACGGCAUGCCAGACCGACGGUCCGUAGCGUCCGUGGACGGCAUCCUGCUCGAGGACGACGGCGAGGCGGGCCGUGGAGGUGGAGACAGAGGCAGAGCCUCCCCUCGAAGCCGCAGGACUCGGAGCAGCAGGACUGACGAUGAGAAGCAGCUCCUGAAGAAAAUUGAGAGGCAGCAGAAAGAUGCGGAUGUCACGGCCAAAGCACAGAAGAUGCGACAUCAGGAGUACGCGAAGCUGCAGAUAUUGAAGUCGAAGUCUAGUGCCGAGCUGCUGGAGAAUGCGUUUACCCUAAUCGACGAGGACUGGACAAACGACAUCGAUGUGUUGGAAGGAAAUGUGUACAGUAUUGGAGCCUUCGGCGCCUUGAACAUACCGAAGGAAGAGUCUUCGUCUCGCAGCUGGAGCGGUAUCAGAUCAAGAUCCCGCCUAGUCGGCUGCUGCGUCAUCGCCAUGGUUCAGAUACUUGGCCCGCCGUGUGUCUUGUGCAGCGACCUCAGCGAUAUGUACGCCUCGCGACAGGUGUGGGACCCGACGGAUCCCGCAGGCAGCCUGAUCGACUGGAGGGUCAGGGGGCCGACGAAGCUUCUGGGCACCCUGCUCCUGUUUCUCUUCAUCCUGAACGGGCUCUUCGUAGUCGUGCAGUGCAAAGAUACCUGGUUCAAGCUGUACAACACGUUCCAGUACCUCAAGCGCACAGCUGACUUCGAGGUCCAGGGCCAGAGAUUUCUGUACCUUGGCGCGUUCAUCGACUGCUGGACGGUCUUCCUGUGCUGCGCGGCCUGCUACAUCGUGGUGGGGACGAGUCCGACCGUGCAGGACGUGCUCUUCGACUCCCUGACCCUGCUUUUCCUGUACAACCUGGACGAGGUCGGAGGCGACCUCGGCUUCGUCGAGGAAGAUGACUGGCCAGGCGAUAGGCUCGGCUGGAUCUUCAAGCACAUGGUCAAAGUGGACCUCUUCACGGAAGCUGCGAAGAGCUUCUGGGAGCUGAAGAGACAAGCGAAAGAGAGGAUGGCGUGCAAGAUGGGCUGCGGCAAGCCCGUGAAGAAAGGCUUCGACACCUGCUGCCGAGCCUGCGCCAAGGGCAAGGCGCCCCCGCACGACCACGACUGCGGCGAUGCCGACAAGGAGCGGUCUCAGACGACGGGGGCUCUGGCGCAGAGGACUGACGACAUCGAGCCGACGGAGCAUGUGAUGCUGAGAUCGGAUUCGUAUGAAGGAGGCGAGAGGAAGGACUUGACUGGAACGUCGGAGGCUACAUCGUCCUGGCUUGGUACACGGAUCGAAGGGAGGGGGCGGGCGGUUCCUGCCGCUCCUCGAGACCGGGAUCUACACCCCUUUCUCCCAGCUGGCGGUCGAUAA
Molecule: messenger RNA, 1563 nt
Organism: Prorocentrum cordatum
Lineage: Eukaryota; Dinophyceae; Prorocentrales; Prorocentraceae
Source: the annotation of a GenBank genome assembly